CCACCUGUUGGCUUUUUCUGUCAAGCCAGCUAAGUAAAUAGUUCUUGGGGAUGGUUAUAGAUAGGACUUUAUUCACCUAAGACGUCCGAACCUGGGGCUUGUUUCUCUAAUCCUCAGGGCGGAAGCGAUAGCCUCAAUUUGUGAUUCAAACACGUUCCUCAGCUUAUUCCUGGACCUCCUACUUUGUUGGCUUCCUCUUAGGGCCCCUUUCCCUCAUGGAUGCAGUAUGGACUAGCCCGCAUCUUCCUUUUCAAGUGAAGAGUCCUGGUUUUCUGCACAGCCUAGUUCCUGUCCCUGCUUUUUCUUACUGAUAUGACUUAGGCCCUCAAUACCAGCUCCUCAUGAUGGAACUGAGCACUCUUCCACAAGGCCCCAUGGCCUCAAGGCCUCUGGCCUUUCCCAGAGCAGUUUCUCAGAGGGGCCCAGUGGCUGAAUGACACCCGAUGGUUCAACAAUCACUAUGAUCAGACACAGCAGUGUUUAUGCCAAGAAUUUGGCUGAAGGGUUCUCCAAGGCUUCCAACCCUUACAAAACAUCAUCAGAGCUUUUGCUAAGAAAAAGCUUCCCCUUAGAAUCAGCGAGGAGCAGAUUAUUUGAAACAAAGAAGAGCAACAUUACAAGAAUGAAAUAACUUGGCAUCACCUUUGAAUGAUGGAGAAAACCAGGGUUUGGCAGCCAUGGCUUUUCCCCGCGUAAGGCUGGUUGUCACCGCUGAUGACUUUGGUUAUUGCCCGCGGCGCGAUGAGGGCAUCGUAGAGGCCUUCCUGGCAGGAACUGUGACCAGCGUGUCACUGCUGGUCAACGGCACAUCUGCAGAGAGUGCGGCCGAGCUGGCCCGCAGGCACAGCAUUCCCACGGGUCUCCACGCCAACCUGUCUGAGGGCCGUCCGGUGGGCCCGGCCCGCCACAAUGCCUCGUCGCUCCUCAGCCCAGAAGGCUUCUUUCUCGGCAAGAUGGGAUUUCGGGAGGCCUUAGCGGCUGGAGACGUUGCUUUGCCCCAGGUGCGGGAGGAACUAGAAGCUCAACUUAGCCGCUUCCGGGAGUUGUUGGGCAGGUCCCCCACGCACGUGGACGGUCACCAGCACGUGCAUGUGCUCCCAGGCGUGUGUCAGGUGUUCGCCGAGGCGCUGCAGGCGUACGGGGUCCGCUUCACUCGGCUGCCGGCAGAACGUGGCGUGGGCAGCUGCGCGUGGCUCGAAGCGCCAGCGCGCGCCUUCGCCUGCACGGUGGAGCGCGAUGCCCGGGCCGCCAUUGGCCCCUUCUCUCGCCACGGCCUGCGGUGGACCGAUGCCUUUGUGGGCCUAAGCACUUGUGGCCGCCAUAUGUCUGCUCACCGAGUCUUGGGGUCACUGGCACGGGCCCUGGAAGAUAUCCCUGCUGGCCACGCCCUGACUGCCGAGCUGAUGGCACAUCCCGGAUACCCCAGUGUACCUCCAGCAGGGGGCUGCGGUGAGGGUCCAGAUGCAUUCUCUUGUUCUUGGGAGAGGCUGCAUGAGCUGCACGUUCUCACAGCACCCACUUUGCGGGCUUGGCUGGCCCAAAAUGGUGUGCAGCUCUGUGCCAUUGAUGACCUGGAUUCCAAAAGGCCGGGGGAAGGGGUCCCCUUGUGAGGCAACUCUGGAACCUUUCCUGGAGCCUUCCGCACUCAGACACCGAAGGCCAGCUACAAACUGCCUAAUCACUAUGGAGAAAGGCCAGGGCUAAAGCUCUAGUUCAGUUAGACCUAGGUCUGACUUCCCAGAGUGAAAAGCCACUGAUCCAGUUCCCAGGUCCUCUAGGCUGCCCACCUUGGGCAGCCUUGCCUGGCUGCAGGAAGGCCCAGUCUGUGACAUCCGGACAUAAGGCCAGCUAAGCGUUUAUUUCGUGCCAAUUCAUAUUGCCGUUAUAACCACUUGUUUACGAGCAAUGGGAAGAGGCUGGUGUGUUAAUAAAAUAAUGUCUUUCAGA
Messenger RNA from Mastomys coucha (southern multimammate mouse), 1947 nucleotides. It is a transcript of the gene Ydjc, whose product is annotated as YdjC chitooligosaccharide deacetylase homolog. The record is from RefSeq and is a predicted model, not a curated record. NCBI's taxonomy places the organism in Eukaryota, Metazoa, Chordata, Mammalia, Rodentia, Muridae. Gene Ontology annotation, biological process: carbohydrate metabolic process. The transcript has 8 exons. Gene Ontology annotation, molecular function: deacetylase activity. The coding region runs from base 678 to 1610 and encodes 310 amino acids.